Molecule: messenger RNA, 816 nt
Organism: Trichomonas vaginalis G3
Lineage: Eukaryota; Parabasalia; Trichomonadida; Trichomonadidae
Exons: 1
Coding region: 1-816 (271 amino acids)
Source: RefSeq, a predicted model, not a curated record
AUGUUUGAUAGAGAAGGCUUUUUUACAAUAUCUCACCAGAGAUGUUAUAAGCAAAUUACUUCAAGAUGUAGUUAUCUUGUUGAUAAUUCUGAAGAGUAUGUAAAUCAUGUUAUUGAUCUUAGUGAAAAAUUAUAUAAUCUUGACCCUGAUCUUAUUCCAACAAAACUUUACUCAUAUUAUGCUCAAGCACAAGACAAAUGCUAUACUUUUUUAAAAUUUAUAAAACCUCAUUACAUUUCUAAACAAGAAUUUGAAGAAAUUUACACUUAUUUAGCAAAUUCAUCAGAUCAAAUGUAUCAAUAUCUUGAAGGAUUGAAUCAAGCAUAUUCAUACAAAUUUACGUUUUUCAAGUUUAUCUUACCAUAUAUUUAUUUCAGUAAUCAAAUCCAAAAUUCAUUACAAAUGAAGAUUGCUGAUUAUUAUAAUAAUAUUGACCACAAUGCAUGGGAUUUCGUUGAUACUGUUCAUAAACUUAUGAAAUUUCUUGCUGAAAAAAGUAAACUUUACAAACAACGAGUUACUGAAAAUGGAUUAGAUAACACCCUUAGCAAUGAUUUAAUUCGAUAUGUUACAAACUUUCAGCCACUUGCAUUAGGUAGUUUCUUAACUACAAAAGAUGAAUGGAAAAAGUGCCUUGAAUUUGCUGUUUCAAUUGAAGAACUAAUUCACAAAUAUCCCACAAAAAUUCCUGAAGUAUUCCAUACUACACGAAAUCGCUCAACACACAUUGAUCCAUGCAUCUCUACAUACAAAAUUUUACAUUGUUACAAUGUUAAUUCAAUUGCUGAAUUGAAACAGUUUUUAAAAUUAGAUUAA